This is a messenger RNA of Guyanagaster necrorhizus, 2012 nucleotides long. Its product is annotated as P-loop containing nucleoside triphosphate hydrolase protein. The coding region runs from base 85 to 1803 and encodes 572 amino acids. The transcript has 9 exons. Gene Ontology annotation, biological process: maturation of SSU-rRNA. The record is from RefSeq and is a predicted model, not a curated record. Lineage: Eukaryota; Fungi; Basidiomycota; Agaricomycetes; Agaricales; Physalacriaceae. Gene Ontology annotation, molecular function: ATP binding; RNA helicase activity; nucleic acid binding.
GAUCAUCCAAGAUCCAUUCUACAUCUCUUAUCUAAUCUACUUUGCUUUUUUCUUUUCUGUUUCCACCAUUGUCCACAACUGUCCAUGGAAGCUUUCCAGUUGUUGUCCAGAGGCGGCGCGAGGUUCAACAAAAAGCGUUUUCAGAACGACGUUCAAAGAUUCAACUCCAAGACAACAUCCGAUUCUUCAACAAAAGAAGGAGACUUGCCACUUCCCACCGAGCUUGAUUUCUUCAAGUAUGCGCAGGGAGGAACUGGAAAACGCAAGGCCAGCGUUCUAUCUGAUGGGAAGCAAACCAAAAAACAGAAAGUUGAAGAUACUAACGAGGAAGAUAAUGCCGACGACGAGGAGCCUACACGACCAAGCAAUGUCCAGAAAAUACCAAUGCGUCGACACCGUGUUACAAGCAAAGGCGAAAAUGUACCGGAACCCGCCAACAGCUUUGAACACCUGGCAGAACGCUACAAUAUAUCAUCCCUUCUCAAGGCCAAUCUGUCAAAAAGUGGUUUUAUGGAGCCCACUAGUAUCCAGUCUCACGGAAUACCAAUACUAUUCGAAUCUCGAGAUCUUGCUGCUAUUUCGCCUACCGGAACCGGAAAAACAUUAUCAUACCUCCUCCCUGUGGUAUCCUCUCUUGGUGCGCCAAUAUCUGCCACGGAAAAUGGAAAAAACUGCUUCGGAGUUAGAGCUGUGAUCCUUGCCCCAACGAAAGAAUUAGCCCAUCAGAUUCAUAACGAAUGCCUAAAAUUAUGCCAUGGGCGCAAAUGGCGAGUUAUCUUGUUCAGCAAGGCGACGGCCAACACGCUAUCCGACAAGCCGGCCAGGGACAAAGUCGACAUCAUCAUCAGCACGCCAUUGCGAUUAGUGUCCUCCCUACAAUCUGGAAGCAUGGAGCUAAACAAUGUUCGUUACCUUAUCCUCGACGAAGCCGAUCGAAUGUUAGAUGCAGAGUUUCUGCCCCAAAUUCAAGAAAUCGUUGCUGCUUGCACUUACUCAAACUUGCAGAAAGCUGUCUUUAGCGCUACACUUCCUUCCGGAGCUGAAAAAACCGCCAUGGAAAUGCUUCACAACCCUGUUAGGAUUGUCGUGGGUCUCAAAGACACACCACUUCCUCUUAUUGCACAAUCUCUUACAUAUGUUGCUGAUGAUCCCUCCAAGCUACCUAGUCUUCUAACAUACCUUGCUCAACCAUACAACCCUCCAGUUUUAAUCUUUACGUCGACACAGCCUCGGGCGACUUCACUUGCAGAAGAACUAGUCCUCAAUAGUGUACCAAACGUCGACUGUCUUCAUGCUGGAAUGACUGACAAGGAGCGUGAGGAUGUCAUUACCCGUAUGCGGCAAGGUCAAAGCUGGGUGAUGGUGUCGACCGAGGUUAUGGCGCGCGGAAUGGACUUUAAAGGGGUUCGUGAAGUGAUCAACUACGAUUUCCCUACCAGUGUACAGAGUUAUAUACAUCGGAUAGGUCGAACCGGACGAGCUGGUAGGGAAGGGAAGGCUGUGACCUUUUUCACUGACGAGGACGCACCGUAUCUAAGAUCUAUCGCAAAUGUCUUAUUGCAAUCCGGUUCUCCAGUUCCAGAGUGGAUAACAAAACUACCCAAACCAUCCAAGCUCAAGCGAAGGCAAAUGGGGAAAGUAGCACGCGCUGAAGUAGUCAACACUGCUCGUAGGAUAGGUCGCCAAGCCGCAAUCAAGAAAAGGGAUAUGAUUGCCGGAUCUAAGAGACGGAAAGCGAAGGUCGAGGCGGAGGCAGGAAGCAAAGGUUCUAAGGUGGGGCCAGAAGAUACUUCGGAUGAAUAAUUCACGUUGAUUGGCGAUGAGAAUACGGUCCUAUUAUUUUCCAUCACACUUUUGUUUAUAUUGGCAGUGAAGGAUCAGAGUAUUAUCCUAGCAGCGAAUAAUGCUUCAAUAAUGCUCCGAGAGCAGUCAAAACAGGAAGGUUCUUCUAUGCCAGAGUAGCUGUGCGAAAAAGCUUCGUACCCAUCUUCCCAAGCUUAGCGAACACACAU